Molecule: messenger RNA, 1707 nt
Organism: Talaromyces marneffei
Lineage: Eukaryota; Fungi; Ascomycota; Eurotiomycetes; Eurotiales; Trichocomaceae
Exons: 1
Coding region: 1-1707 (568 amino acids)
Cellular component (GO): cytoplasm; nucleus
Molecular function (GO): protein binding
Source: RefSeq, a predicted model, not a curated record
AUGAUCUCAAGAAGCUUCCCCUUCUUGGAAUAUGCGGUAAACCAUAUUCUGCACCAUUCUAAUGCUGCACAACGCCUCGGAGUUUCGCAGGUGUCGUUAUUUCAACAUUUAGUUCUGGGAAGGUGGAUCCCCAUCUACAACGCUUUUCAAAAACAUUCAAUUUAUAUGUACAAUCUCGACGUCCACAUCCUGUAUAUUCUUUCGGCACAAGGAGCGGAGGCUCUCAUAAGAGUUCAUCCCGAGAGAUCUCAUCACCUAUCGCUGAGAGGUGGCCGAUUCGAAUACCCGAUACUUGCUACAUUAUAUUCCGGUAACAGCAGAGCAGCGAGGGCAUUACUAGAUAUCGAUCCUUCAGAGGACAUCUAUCCCGACGAAGCUCUGCAGAGCUCUAUUGAUUACCCACAAAAAAUGAGAUUAAAAAAGUUCACAUCUUCACGCAAUUUAAUCUCAUAUCUUGCGGAGUUUGGAGACACGGUUAUAUUACGGAAAAUGCUAGAGACGCGUGAAUACAAGAAGUGUGACUACAGAACUUAUCUCAAUGGGCCGGUCAACCCUCUCCUCUACGCUUCAUCAGAGGCUGUCGUGGAGCUCCUCUUAGAAUUUGCGCAAGAUCUUCAUCCAGUCACCGGUUAUGACCAGAGCGAUGUAGCAACUAAUAUUAGUAUUACGGUGGGCGAUGAACCAGAUAACACGCCACCCUUGCAGCAAAUACUAGAACGCUGGUUUCUCCCUGGGCAAAGUUUCCUGGCAUAUGUGGCUGAGAGAGGAUUUGAACGGUUGGCAAGAGCUGCAUUCCAAAAGGUAGACUAUGAUGUCAACGAAACGAACGUGCUAGGACAAACACCAUUCUCCCUUGCGGCUCAAGGCCGCAUCAACCAUGCUGGCCGACUAGCGAUCAUGAACAGCCUGCACGAAGCACAUGCAAACCCAAAUACGCCAGACAAGUACGGCAGGACGCCCUUGCAUUACGCAGUACUGACACCAUUCAAUGAAGAGGUCAUUCAAUUCCUCGUAUCUAUACAUGAUGUCAACCUAGAGAAUAAAGAUCAUCAAGGGCUCACAGCACUUGCUUCAGCUGUUCUGGAAAACAGAAAGGGAUACAUCCAAAUCCUUCUUGCUGCUGGGGCUGAUCCCAUGCCCCGUUUGCCUGACGGGAGCACCAUGCUCAUAUAUAAUGUGAAGAAAGGAAACAUGGGAAGUUUCAGUCUCCUAUUCGGUGAUCCGAGAUUUGACCUUGAUGCCGUUGAUCUCUAUGGGCGUACAGCGCUCUCAUGGUGCGCGACAGUUGGGGACGAGGUGGCAGCUAAGAUGAUGUCAAUGCUUCUCGAAUCAGAGACAGUGGACCCUAAUUUACGAGAUAACGAAGGCCGCACAGCCUUGGAACGGGCAAUAUGCGCUGCUCAACCUACAAUGGUGAGCAUAUUAUGUUCACCCACGCAGUCCCUGGAUCUCAGGAAUAGCAAGGGGGAAAACCUCCUUGGGUUGGUCGCCGCUCUUUGUCGUAAGCAGAAUUGUCGCCAGUUUCACGAGAUAGCUAGACUGCUUCUUGCGUCAGGACACUUCAAACCUCGCUGGGGAAGGGGACAUCGAUAUCUAUUGCUAGAUCGCUGUGAGUCAUAUGGUUUGAAGGAAAUAUCACAGAUGAUAAAGACAUUCCUAGAAGGCGGCGAUUUGGGUCCACCAGUGAUGGGAUAUCCUCUACCAUAA